Messenger RNA from Dryobates pubescens (Downy woodpecker), 6553 nucleotides. It is a transcript of the gene SPHKAP, whose product is annotated as SPHK1 interactor, AKAP domain containing. NCBI's taxonomy places the organism in Eukaryota, Metazoa, Chordata, Aves, Piciformes, Picidae. The transcript is spliced from 11 exons. Gene Ontology annotation, molecular function: protein kinase A binding. The coding region runs from base 107 to 5329 and encodes 1740 amino acids. The record is from RefSeq and is a predicted model, not a curated record. Gene Ontology annotation, cellular component: cytoplasm.
GUGAGGCAGAGGGCAGGGCUGACAGGAGCCGCGCUGCAGCGCGACGAGGCCGGGCUCCUGCUGCCCCGACACCGCCAGAGCGGAAGGUCCCGUCGCCGAGCCCGCCAUGGCCGGCCGCCCCCAGCCCGCCGCCGGGCCCGCCACGGCCGCCAGACCCCAGCCCAUCGAGCCCGGCCGCCCCCCGCCCGCCGCCGCUCCCAGCAACUCUGAACCUCCACUGAUGCAUGAUAUCCCAGAGCACCAAGGCAGCAGCACAGAGAGUUCAGCAACCAGUUUGGGAAGCUCUGUCACAGCAUGUAAGAAGAUUCUCUGCAGUAACAGUCUGCUAGAAUCAACAGACUACUGGCUGCAGAAUCAAAGGACACCAUGCCAAAUUGGCUUUCUGGAAGACAAGUCAGAAAGCAACUGUGCCUCAGUGUGUUUUGUGAAUUUAGAUGCGAACAGAGAUGAUUGCAGUGAUGAGAAAGUGAAGCAGAGGCUGAUCAGUGUCUCUCCAAAUCUCCCCAAACUCAUCAGCUCGAUGAAUGUUCAGCCACCCAAGGAGAAUGAAAUCGUCCUGCUGAGCGGAUUAACCUCGGGAAACCUUCAGGCUGACUAUGAAGUUCCCCAGUGUCCUUGGCUGGCAGAUGUCUGCCUGGUUCAGUGUGCCAGGGGGGACAGGAAGAACAGCACAAGCUGCAUCAUUUUUGAAAUAAACAAGUUUCUGAUUGGACUCGAGCUCGUUCAGGAGAGACAGCUGCAGACAGACACUCACAUCUUAAAGCCCGAGGAUGACACAAACUGCUCCGUGUCCUCCAUAGAAGAAGAUUUCCUCACAGCAUCUGAGCACCUUGAGGAUGACAACGAGGCUGAUGAAUAUAAAUCUGGUCAUGAAAAAGUAAGUGUUUCAGAAGCAUCUUUGGAUGUAAAAAAAAAUAAAGGAAAGGGAUUUGAAAGUCUGCACUACAGAAAGGCCAGGCUGCCAUUGAUUCUGGAAAGGAGCUGCAUUCCUAAAGAUACUGCUGCUCCUAGAGUCCCUGAAGCUGUGAACGGUGGGGCUGAAGAUGGCAUCUUACAAGCUGAAGAGAAGUCAGACCAGGAAACAGUGUUGCAGAAGGAAUUAGCUGGAAGAUCUACUUCAUCCUUUAGUACUACUAAUUUGACUAGCACGGCAGAAAAUUCCUGCUCAGCACACAUGUUAGAAGAUGGAUCUUUAACCGGAAUGGCUAAAGAGGAGCCGGAGCCUUUGUGUGACCCAGCAGUGGAACACAGUGGGAAGACAGACAGGGAAGAUUGUGCAGACAUCAGUAACAGUGACCCUCCCUUGCAGAAAGAGCCGGCGACUACAGGUCAGUAUGCCACAAAUUUGGCAGAAUCUGUUCUGCAGGAUGCAUUCAUUAGACUGUCACAGUCUCAGCCCACUUUUAGUGAGGAGGCUGCCAUCAGCAUCUCCGUAGGAAGCUCCUGUAAGUCAGAGGACAUAUCUGCUUCCCGAUCAUGGAACGAACUUCCCAAGAUAGUCAUUGUGCAAAGCCCAGACAGUUCAGAGAACGUGUCUGACUGGCCAGGGGCUGCCUUCCCCAGCCUGUGCCACUGGGCUGAGGCAGAAAGUUCUUCUGAGGUUUUGGAUUACUUUGAGGAAGAACAGUCGAACGGGCAUGGUCAGAGCGCUCUGGAGGUGGCUUUAGCUUGUGCAGCCACUGUUAUUGGAACCAUUUCCAGUCCCCAGGCUGCAGAAAGAUUCAGACGGGAUCAAGAAGCAGCAGACUCCAAAAGUGGAGCAGUUGAUAAUGAAGAGCUACACACAGCAUCACCACAGCUACUCGACGACUGUGCUGGCACAGAAUAUUCAUUUCCAUCUGCACUGUGUGGCAUGACUCAGGUAGCAAGUGCUGUAGCUGUCUGUGGUCUGGGGGAAACGAAGGAAGAGAAGUACUCCGUAACUUCAAGUGGACUGCUGUCUGCUGCUCAGACAUCCACAGCUGUCACUCUGCACUGCAGCUUAGCUAUAGGAAGCAGCAUGGAGAAGCUAAACAGCAGCAUCGCCGAGACACUUCUGAAGGAGGCAUCAAUCAUCCUGACAGCACCCAACACGUACAGAAAUGUAGGGCAUUUUAUGGAAUCCAUGCACGGGAAAAUUAUCGAGACGGCAGCGAGGCCGCAGAGUCCACACACAGGUGAAGUAAUCAGGGAUGAACUUGCGCAAAACCUAUCCAAUAUUAUUCUACGGCAUUCCAUUGAAGAGGUGAGGAAGAGGAGACAGCUUUGCCCCCACGCAGAAAAUGGCUCAAGUGCACAAGACAUUUUCAUGGAGACUGCAAACGAGCUGCUUUUUAAUGUGAUAUAUUUCACUUGCAAGAAGAUGAACGACAUAAGGCAAGUUGAAGAGUGUUCUCCUCUUUUCUCCAAGGGGACAAAAGCAGAGAAAGUAACAACACCAGAAGGAUGGUCAACACAGGCCACAGCACAUGAAAUGUCACACAGCCCCCAUGAUCCAUCUGCUGUUGAGCCUUUUGGUACAUCCUACAGCACCAGUGCUAGCAAAGAUCUGGGAAAUGUCUCAAACACCAGGAGCAGCAACGCAAAAGAUGUGAAUAGCAAGGAAAGUGCCACACUGAAUUCAGAACCAGUGAGUAGAGCCACAGGGCAUAACGCACUCAUUGCAAAAACAUCCCCCAAGAGAAGAUACCUGAAAAGAACCACACGAGACUGUUACAAAUCCCCAACCCAGAAUAACAAUAUUCAGAAGAAGAAGGACUACAGGUCAUUUUCAGACAGAGAAAAUAGCUUUGCAAACAAUGGUGUUCAGGAAGAGCUAUCUUCCAGUGCCACCGAGAACACAGAGAGUCAUGGCAAGCACAAGAGUGAGACAGUGCUAAACAACGACCUCCAGGUUAGCUUGUCACUACUAGGAAAUCACAUCCUGCUUCCCUCCCAGCCUGUGCUGCAGGUGAAGAAUUCAGUGGACAAAUACUGUAUAACAGAUUUUGCAGAAGAAUUGGCAGAAACAGUUGUCUCUAUGGCAACAGAAAUAGCAGCCAUUUGUCUGGAAAAUUCAAAUGGGAAGCAGCCCUGGUUCUGUGCGUGGAAGAGAGGCAACGAAUAUUUGGUGACCCAGAGUUUAUCAUGCAGGACCAUGAAGCGGAAGAAGGAACCCCACGCUAAUGGUUCAGUUGUUCGGAAGCACAGAGCACCUCGACUCAGUGAGAUCAAAAGAAAAACAGAUGAGCAUCCUGAGCUAAAGGAGAGACUGAUGAAUCGGGUAGUAGAUGAGUCUAUAAACCUCGAGGACACACCAAAUUCAGUCAGUAUCUUUGCAGAUGAAGUGGCUGCCAAGAUCAUGAACCUCUCUGAGCUUUCUGUGGUUGACAGCAUCUGGCAGGGUCCAAACCACCCCAGAAACAGGCUGCAUUGUGACAGAUGGAGCCGAGCCAAGGCCUCAAGCUGUGAGAGCAUACCAGAGGAGGACUCGGAUUCCAAAACUUCUUUGAAUACCUUAGGCCUAAUGAACACCUUGGGUCACUCUGUGAGUCAGACAAGUUCUGUCUCAAAGCAGUCGAGUUGCGAAAGCAUUACAGAUGAAUUUUCAAGGUUUAUGGUGAACCAGAUGGAAAAUGAAGGAAGAGGGUUUGAUUUAUUAUUGGAUUACUAUGCAGGAAAAAAUGCAAACAGCAUCUUAAAUUCUGCUUUGCAACAGGUAGCCAAGAAAAAUGGGCACCUUAAUGUAAGGCCAAGUUGCCCAUCAAAACAGUCCAGCACAGAAAGCAUCACUGAAGAGUUUUAUAGGUAUAUGCUAAGAGAAAUAGAAAAGGAAAAUAAAGAUAACUUAUCUUCCUCUCGGAAUGCAAAGGACUGGUGUGGCAGCUUGCUUCCACCUUCCCUACGAUCACCUUUUUGCUUUAGGCAGUCAUCGGUGCCUGAUAGCAGAGCAUCAGGCUCUAGGCUAACAGUGAAUGUCCCAGUGAAGGCAAAUUCAUUAGAUGGAUUUGCCCACCACCACCAGGAUUCUUUAAGCGUGCAGCCGGUCAGUACCGUGGCUUCUGCAGGCCUUUGCAAGUCUGACUCAUGCCUGUACCAAAGGUGCAAGACCGACCAGAUAACGGACAUGUUGAUUCACGAGACGUGGGCAAGUUCUAUUGAAUCUCUUAUGCGCAAGAACAAAAUCAUAGCGGAUGAGGCUGAAGCUGCAGAGACAGAGCAUUUCCACAGUGACUCCCCACCACAGGUGGAACAAUAUGCAAACAGACUGGCUGCAAAUAUUGUUGAGAGUGGUAAAAGUUUAAUUGUUGUCCAGCAGGACUCCUUUGAUUGUACAAACCAAGAACACAUGUUGGAAAGCAAACACUCCCAAAGCACAACUCCGAGUCAGUCAAAAUCCAGUGUGGAUGGUGCAAAUGUGGAGAAAAAAGAGCCUGUGAAGAGCUCUGCAUGCCUCCCUGUGGGUCAGCACAGGGAAGUGCCUUUAAUUCAGAUAGAAACUGAUCAACGAGACGAACCAGACAAAGACUUGGAGUCUUUAACUUCACGUGGGCCUUCUGGAAAGGAGCAUCUAAGCAAAGAAAAGCCUCCAGAAGCUCAUGAUGGGAAACACACCGUUUCCAAUUCCCUGCGAAACAGCAGCAGCCCACAGAGCAGAGCUGAUGCUGAAAUCCCAGGAGAGACAAAAGCAGCUGAAGAAUUCCCGAACCACCUCAGCAGCAGUGAGGAGAGCACAGGCAGCUGGUCCCAGCUCGCUAAUGAUGAGGACAAUCCCGACGACACAAGCAGCUACCUACAGCUCAGCGAGCGAUCCCUGAGCAAUGGCAACAGCAGUACCACUAGCAGUCUUGGCAUUAUGGACCUGGAAAUUUAUCAGGAGAACGUGACAUCUUCUCCUGUGAUUAAUGAAUUAGUGGAAGAAAAAGUUUUCCUUACAGAACAGACAGAAAAUACGGAGGGUAAGUUGAACUGUAUUGAUUCAAACAGACAAUCUGAGGUUAACACAAGUCAUGGCACACUAACUGUUGGGAUUGUUUUUCCAGAAAGCACUUCUGAGCUUUCAGUGGGCACAGCUAACUGUCAGAAGGACCUGCUGGUGAUAAACUUUGAUAUGGAACCGGACAGCCCUGAUGCGGAGCUGAGAGCCACCCUGCAGUGGAUAGCUGCCUCUGAACUUGGAAUCCCAACCAUCUAUUUUAAGAAGUCUCAGGAAAACAGAAUUGAAAAGUUUUUAGAUGUUGUGCAGUUAGUUCAGCAGAAGUCCUGGAAGGUGGGGGAUAUCUUCCAAGCCGUGGUGCAGUACUGCAAGCUCAGCGAGGAAGGCAGACAGAUGACAUCCAGCCUGUUCGACUGGCUUCUUGAGCUGGGCUAAGGAAGUUCACCUCCUCAGUGUCUCCAUUUGGUUCCACUUUAACUGAGCAGUGGAUUUCUGAACAUCAGUAGGUAAAACGGGCACAGAUGGACAAUCUCCACAGGAAGAGCACGCAUCCAUUCCAUGACUGCACACGGAGCAGAGUGAGCCAAGGUGUAUUGUGUCUGUCUGUACGGCAAGGGACUCAUGACACAUUGUGCUAUAGGAUGGACUGGACUAGGAGGGGCUGGGUUUGCAGCUUUCUGAACUAAUGGACUACACAGUAAAGGCUUAAUUAAGUAUCUAAUAUGUACCUUUUUCAUCAGUUUGGUUAAAUCAAUCAGCUAAAUGGAAUAGUACACUAACAUUCAGGUUUAACACACCACUAUUUGUACAGUUUGACUAUUGGAGCCAGAGUUUAUCCAUGCAGCCUGGAGACACCCAUGACCCUAGUGAAAUAAUGAUUCUGUUUUUAAAUCCCCACAGUCUGCUAAGGGGUGGAAACUUUUCAACCCUUAAGACCUUCACAGUCAGAUGCCACAGUAAAAAGCUGCUGGAAACACUUUCUUUCAAGAUGAUUAUUUCUCCUCUAUAGCUGUUCCCAACUCCCAUCUCAGUGAAGUGAAAUCCAGCUUCGGGGUCACUGCCCUCAGAAUUCACUUCUCUGCACAUGGAGGCAACACAGCACAGCAUGGUGCAGCCACACCCAGAAUACCCUUGAGCACAGCUGCCCACUGAGGCAGUAGGGCUCUACACCUGGUCCCGCCACAGACCUGCCAUGAGUCGCUUCACCUCUGUGCCUCAGUGUCCCUACCCAGUGAGGGGGAGUAAUGACAGUACCGUCCUUAUGCAAAGUGCUUCUGUUUCAAGCACUCUGUAACCUGCCACAGAUCAGUUAAAAGAAGUGGGGAAAAAAUACUAUUUUAGUUUAAUCCAGUAAAUUGUUAACAAGGUGAAGAAAUGUGUAUCUGAAAAGUUUCAGCUCAUAAAACUCUUUGGUUUUGUAACUUAGAAGAAAGCAAAGCAAUGGUUAACAUUUCAGCAGAUACCUGUUCAUUUUUGGGGUGUCAGUGUCUGGAUGAUGUGAUAGCUCACAUCACUAAUGUCUCUCUAGCUGUUUGCCAAGAUGUGCUGUGGUGUCACCUGGUUGAGAUGAUCAGUUAGUACCACGCACUUAACAAUGCAGUCUCUUGACUCGUCCAAAGAGCUUGGGUUGGAAUUUAAAGGUAAAUUGCAACUGGUCAC